Vigna angularis (adzuki bean) is the source of this 931-nucleotide messenger RNA. Its product is annotated as transcription factor bHLH148. The transcript has a single exon. The record is from RefSeq and is a predicted model, not a curated record. Gene Ontology annotation, biological process: regulation of DNA-templated transcription. The coding region runs from base 207 to 809 and encodes 200 amino acids. Lineage: Eukaryota; Viridiplantae; Streptophyta; Magnoliopsida; Fabales; Fabaceae. Gene Ontology annotation, molecular function: protein dimerization activity.
CAUCGCGAUUGUGAUCCCUUUAUAUCUCUACUCCACCGUUCCUCUCUCCCUUCAACUCAACUCAAGGGAACACUCUAACGGAACACCUCACCCACCCUGUUCCGUUCCCUUCUAUCCUUUUCCCGUUCAUCUUCUUCCGUAAUUCUCUUUCAACAUUCUAAUAUAUUUCUGUGAGAGAAUCGUUUUAAGAAUUCAACAUUCUUCAGAUGGCAUCAUCAUCCUCAUCGUCAAUGAUCACAAACCCGCCAACAGCGAGCACGGAGCGGUCACGUGACGCCAAGAGAAGAAAGAAGAAGAAAACACAGGAACGAGAGGACGAGAAGCAGCCCAGGUGGAAAUCCCAAGCGCAGCAACAAAUCUACUCCUCCAAGCUGCGCCAAGCCUUAGCCAGAGUCAACCUCGGCUCCGCGUCGCCAAAAGGCAAAGCCGUGCGCGAAGCUGCCGACAGAGUCCUGGCCGUGACGGCCAGGGGAAGGACGCGCUGGAGCCGAGCCAUCCUCACCAACCGGCUCAAGCUCAAGUUCACGAAACACAAGAGACAGAGAGUGGCGGCGACGUCCCCUGGCCGGUCGAAGAGAGCUCGCGUGAGCGUUCACCGGCUGAAGGCGAAGGGUGGAGCGAGUGUGCAGAGGAAAGUUAGGUUCCUGGGACGGUUGGUUCCCGGUUGCCGGAAAGAACCGUUGCCGGUUGUUCUGGAAGAAGCCAUCGAUUACAUACCCGCGCUUGAGAUGCAGGUUCGAGCCAUGAACGCUCUCUUUAACCUUCUCUCCGCCGCUUCUUCUUCUUCGUCUUCUUCUCCUUCCUCGUAAUGUAUGUCACCUCACGUGUCUGUCCAUUUUUUAAACUGUUACUAUUAUUUGUCUCCUUUUCUCUCCACUUAAUUUGCUAAGUACAUAUUUAUCUAUCUAUGUAUCUAUCUAUUUUUGUCCCA